GAUCGUGAACUCGAAGCUAUCAUGGGGGAACUGACUAGUAAAAAAAAGUCCAGAUAUACCUACAGGCACCUUAACCAGCUUUCGAAAUAUUCUGUUGACACCCCGUUCAGGGUUAUUGCUCAUAUGUUUGAACUCUUCUCCUUCCUCUUCCCACCCGUACUCGUGCACCGCGCGGGGUGGCAUAGCUAACGUUUGUGUAAUAGCGAUCUCGAUGCGUUCUACGUGGGUUAUACCGCCGAUUGCACUGAGGGCCCUACUGAACCUGAGAGCAUAGGCGCAAUGUGAGAUGAAGCGACUCGGAGCGGACGUGAACACUCCACUCGCAGUCCAGCAAUGGCAAAGCAAGCAAUCAAACCCCACUACCUUAACCGCAACUAAUACGCUUGCCCUAUAGGUCUAAUUGCGGUAAACUACCCAGCAAGAGCAUUCAACGUCAGCCGUCACGUACGAGUGCCUCACCUAACCCCACUCCCAUCUACCCAGACUUAUGUUUACAAAUCCCGCAGUCAACAGCUGCCGACGCCCUAAAGGCCUGCCCUCAGCUCAAACUCGUGCACGUAGCGACCUGGCGCGCCGGAGACGAACGCUGGGACUAUCGCGAGAACCCGGACAUAGUCACCUGCAAGGCAUGCCUAGACCCAUACCGUAACGAGUCGAAGAAGAUCAUAUCCAUCUUUCGCGCUGCAUGUCCGCGGGUCGAGAAGGCUUCCAUUGAUGAGUCGUUCCUAGACCUGUCGGUCAUGGUGUACGAGAGGCUGUUGAAGCGGUUUCCGGUACUCGCACUCCCACCACCGUAUAACGACCCUUCGGAGAACUUGGCGUUGCCCCCAAAGGGUCUGGAAGUUAAGUGGGCCGGGUCGCACCUGUUGGAGUUUGCAGAGGACAGCGAUGGGCAGCUGGAUUGGGAUGAUGUCGGGAUGGGGAUAGCGGCGGAGAUCGUCGAGGAGGUUAGGGGGAGUGUGAGGAAGGAGUUGGGGUACACGUGCUCAGCCGGGAUUGCGCAAAACAAGUUGUUGGCGAAACUAGGGAGUGGAUACAAAAAACCGAACCAACAGGUACUACUUGAGUAUGGGGCGUUCUUGGUGGAUGAGUGGUGUCUCGUGCUGACGAUUCAGACUGUUGUUAGAGUUAGAGCCGCGCAGCUGUUUUUGAACUCUUUCAAGUUUACCAAACGUAUGGCAUUGCGUCUAUGGAAUCGUCGCUGCUAUUUAUGCUGAUUUGGUGGGGGUACGUAGUCAGAAACCUGGGGGGUAAAUUAGGAGAGAGGAUCUCUGAAGAAUUCGGAACUGAAGAGCUCUCCACCCUCCUGGACACUCCUCUACAACAACUGCAGCUCAAACUAGAUGAUGACACUGCUACCUGGGUCUACAACGUGAUCCGUGGGAUCGACAGGUCGGAGGUCAACCCCCGGACCCUCAUCAAAUCCAUGCUCUCCGCAAAGUCAUUCAGGCCCUACAUUGCCACUCCUGAUGCGGCUUCCAAAUGGCUCACCGUCUUUAUUUCCGACAUAUAUUCCCGAAUGGAAGAAGAAGGGGUCAUGGAGGGUAAACGAAGGCCAAAGACUAUGACACUGAGCUAUCGAGGUUCGGGCGGUGCAGGAAAAGGCCGCUCAGUCCCCAUACGGGAAGUAACGAAGCCAGCCUUAACAACAGUGGCACAAAAUCUGUUGAGGGGUGUUGUUGAUGAUGCCAGGGCCUGGCCGUGCGCUAUGCUUAGCUUAGCCGUCUCAGGGUUCGAAGAACGUGAGGUAGGAAACGUGGGAAUUAGGGGGUUUCUGGUUAGCGGCGACCCAGCGAAGCACCGAAAUGCCCCCAGGCCCGAAUCUAGCAGUGCCGUAGAGCGGGAGCCAAAAAGAAGGAAGGUGGGUGAGGACAUUGGGCGAUUCUUCACGAAGCAGCCAGCGGCCUUCAAUGAGACUCCAACCCGGGAAGACCUGCUUUCAGAAGAUGCCGCAGUGGGCCCCGGGACAGGGGAUGCUUUCGACAACCCGCCAUCGCCGCCACCACCUGCAAUAGUAGCUACGGGAGGUGGCCGGAUGUUCCUAUGCGACCGUUGCAAGACCUCCCUUCCCUUCGAAGCCCAGGAAGAGCACCAAGACUGGCAUUUUGCGAAGGACCUCGCACAAGAGGAUCGAGCGGAGGCUAUGAGGCGAAUUGCGCCGCCUGCGCCCUCAAGUCCUUCUUCUAAGAAGCCUAAGAAAGGCAGCGGUGGUGGCGGUGGUAAGAAUGGUAGCGGGCCUGAGAAGGGACAGAGGAAGUUGCUUUUCCGAAAGUGAUUUGGUUGCGUAUCACUCGGCGUAGUGAUGAUGCGUGGGGGUUUGGCGUUUGGUAAUGUAAUGUGUAGACUCAUGGCAGAUAGAAAUGAUAGAACUACACUUCUUAGG
Messenger RNA from Tuber aestivum (summer truffle), 2383 nucleotides. The record is from the annotation of a GenBank genome assembly. Lineage: Eukaryota; Fungi; Ascomycota; Pezizomycetes; Pezizales; Tuberaceae.